GGUUACUUCUCCCUCAGAACUGCUCCCCUCCCUCUGCAUGGCGCAGUCGGGAGGAUCAGGUCGACCGGAGAAGCGAGGUAAAGGAAAGAUAAAGAGAGAGAGUCGCCGAGGGCCCGUUGCAUAACAGGAGAAGCACCCACGUACUAGGAUCUCCCAAAACCUUCUCUGGGGUUCCUGGCUCAGGCUUUGCACCCACCCCUUGGCCUCGCCCCAAGAGCCGGCCCCGAGUUCCGCAAAGCCACAGCCGCCUCCCCAGGGUGGUGAGACUGCGCAUGCGUGAGGACCUGGGGCGCCCCAACAGCGCUCGCGUUGGGAAACAAACACCCUGUCGGAGCUCUGCUGGGGAGGCGGGCUCAGGCUGGUCGAGUGACAUCUCGGUGGAGCAAUCACCGUUGCGUUAGGCUUCCCGAUCAAGGGACCCAAUGAACAGGGCCUUGGAUGAACCGGGCGGAGAGCGUGCAAAUUAGCGGGGGACAACAACGCUCCUUUCUGUACCGGGAGGCGGUGCUCCUUCUGCCAAGAGAGCUCCUUGAGGAACAGGAGAGGGAGUGGAGGCAUAGGCGCAGGGCCAGCGGUAGAGGAGGGGCUGCGUAUUAUCCGAGAAUUAAAACUAAAAUUCAAGCAUGAAGAAAAUUUUGGUAGUGGAACCCGUUAUUGCUGUGUACAUGUUUGCAUCUUCCGUGCUGUCACCCUUGAUGCAGCAGUAUGUGUACAGGAGGCUCUGGGAGGAGACCAUCAAUUCCACCUUCAUAGAUAAUGACAGUGUUUCCAGUUGUGAACUGAACCAAAGCGAUCCAACUUACUUGAAGCAGAAGGAAGUCCAAGAAAAAGCCUCUCUUUUUGCCUUGAAAAUGGACUUAAGUGGAGCUGCCCUCAGCAUCUUGGUAGCCUUUGUCCUCGUAGCAAAUGGAGAUCGCUGGGGCCGCAAAAUAUCACUGGCCUUUCCUCUGGUGGGGAAUCUCAUUAGCAGCUUCUUUCUCAGUGUUAUGUCUUACUGGUCUCUGCCCCUUUCUCUCCUGUUCAUUACAGCCUUCAUUUCUGGGCUGUUUGGGGGCUUAGCAACCUUCCUCGGAGGAGCCUUUUCCUUCGUAGUUGACCUUUGUGAAAAUCAGAAACAGAAGAUCAUCCGGAUAGCUGUGGUUGACUUGAUCUUUGGACUCAUGUCUGGAUUGGGAGGUCUGUCCUCAGGCUACAUUUUAAAAGACAUCGGCUUCACGUUGACCUUUGUGAUGAUCUCGCUGCUUCACACUGUCAACUUUUUCUAUGUUACCUGUUUCUUGGAUGAUACAGUCCAGGUGUCUGAUGUCCAGCCACAGUCUCUGAGAGAAGGCCUCAAAGAAACCUUUUCAGGAGUGUAUGUCCUCUUCCAGUCCUCUUCCUGUAGGAAGCGGACUUCAAUCAUAUUGUUGCUGUGCACAUUCAUGACUUAUUUGUUCACCAUGUUUGGUGGGAUUACUCUUUACACGCUGUAUGAACUGAACGCCCCCCUGUGCUGGAACGCCAUCUACAUAGGCUAUGGCUCGGCAGCAUCUACUUCCAUCUCUCUGAUAGGUUUUCUAGGACUUCUUUUGCUUUCCAAAUGCCUGAGAGACAUAUACAUUGUUUACCUUGGAAUCUUCUCUUACAUCGGAGGAGCAGUCAUGGCUGCCUUUGCCAACACUACAUUGCUGAUGUUUUUAGUGAGAGUGCCAUCUCUGCUACAUUUUAUAUCCAUUCCUGUCCUUCGAUCCAUGUUGUCCAAAGUAGUUCUUCCUAAAGAACAAGGAGCUAUAUUUGCUUGCAUUGCUUGCUUAGAGGUCGUGACUGGGACUCUUGCACUUGCUGUUUUUGAUAGCCUUUAUGCAGUGACUGUAGGCUGGUUUCCAGGCUUCAGUUUCCUCUUUUCAGCUGGUCUCUGCAUCAUUCCACUGAGCUCACUAAGCUGCCUUCUGUAUGCCAAUUGGCGUGAAGAGGACUUUGUGCAACUUGUAGAAGAAGACGACUCUCUUAGGGAGAACACUGACAACUGAACAGAGAAUUCAUCUCAUGGCUAGUCCUCCUUUCCUGUUCCUCUAUAAUGGCUGAACCUCUUGGUUGUAUUGCCACAGCUAAAGGGGGAUCUGAAGUUAAAUCUCGACAAGAAUUGCCUGUAGAGAAAUCCCAGGUUCGAAGCUGUCCUGGGUGGCCCAUAGGAUGCUGUGUAAAGGAAUGGGGGGGAGUCAUUAAGGGGGCUUCUGCUAUGUUUAGGUGGAAUUCAAUCGCAUAUUGGCAAAUUCAGGCUGUGCAGUUAUAGCUGUCAGGGAACACAACAACAAGCAACAAACCUGCUUCCUCAAAACAUUGGAUUUUUUGCGAAAAGGAAAGUGACAGGAAAAUGCACUGGAAAGUAUGGGGUAACGCUUGAUGUAAUAUUGUCUAACCUCCCUGCAAACAAAUCAGGGUGAAGGCUCACUAAAUAACCAGUGUCAUCUGACCUCUCUGAAAACAAUUCAGGAUAAAUGCUCAGUAAGCAGGUCAUCUGGGAGUGACCAAAGCUGCCUUGGUUGUGCUGUUACAAGGGUAAUAAGACAGUUUAUCUAUGCUGAAACAGCAAUGAUGUCAGAGUUGGGAUGAGGUCCCUGCUGCCUUAGUGCACCUGUACAAAGGGUAUCUAGAUGCAACUUGAGAUGGUGAGUUGGCUCAUCUUGACUCAACCCAUUAUUUGAAGCCACCUUCUCCCCCACAAAAAAUCCCCCAUUGAUCUGUGAGCUUUGGUUGAACCAUUGGCAGACCAAUUCGACAAACAAAAGUCAAAGGAAAGGGUCAAUUUGUGAUGACUUAAUAUUCAGAAUCCAUUUGUGUUGUGGAUUUGGCAAUAAUUUUAAUGUGUUUGGUCAAUUGUGUAGAUAGGUUCUGGAAGGCCUCUGUAGCUUCUAUCUGGUUUUUGUGUGACUACAUCUCCAAGCAACCGCAGUGUGCAGAAAGCUUAAGAAAAGAUGACCCCCACUUAAUAUUCUUAGACUAAUCUAGCAAAUUGGAUUCUGCUUUACAUAGAGGACAGGCAGGUGCCUAGAACGCAAACAGGCCUGUCUACCUGCUUUCUUAAUUACUGACAUCAGCUUUCUAUGAUAAGUUAACUGAAGGAAUAUAAUGGAAAGAAUGGUUCCUUUCUCCUGUUUCCUUCUGUAGCCACCUGCAUCCCUCCCCAUGAAAAAAGCAUUGCUGGAAGGUUGAGGGGCCCUACAGAAUCCUGUGGGAUGGGAAGCAUGGAGCUGUUGGGGGACUGGAUCACUCAAAAUUUGGCUUGUUAAGUUAAAGAACUGAAUGGAAGGAAAGAUUCCCAUCAGAUCUUCCUCCCAACAGCCCCGCAUGCCCUGUCCCACAUAGUUCAAAAGGGGCUUCCAAUCCUUUGGAGAGACUUUCAGAAAUUGCAGUGGGGAGAAAGGGGCUGGCAAUUCCAUGAAAUUCCGUGAGAUAACUUUGUUUUAGAUCCAAGCCAUUGUAUACAAUACUGCUGCAAUAUAUCUUGUAUUAUUUUCUUAAAAUUGUUCUAUGAGGACAUGCUAGUCAGGCUAGCCUAGUACCAAUACACCUUAGGUAUGGAAAGUGAUGAUUAAUUGGCAGCUUUUGCUGUGUGCCAUUUCUUUCUAAACAGCACUUUAUAUGGUUCACACAGAAAGUAAGGAUUUUUUUUUAAAUAAGAGACCCUAAUAUAAUUGUGUUUUUGUUUGAUUGGCUUGUUAAAUUAUUAGGCAGAGUUUCAGAGAUAGGCUCAGAUUAUGCAGAAGGGAAGUUAUAUGAAGACAAAGUACAACCUUGCACUUCAAGCUAAGUACUUUGUACCGGUGAAGCCUGCACUGCAAAAUGUAGCUGCCUGCAGAGCAGACACAGUCUACAUCUGGCUGCAGUUCAACAUGGUUAAGAGUCUUAAAGCCAGCUGUAAAGUAAACAAAUUUGAGGCUGCAAUCCUAAAUGCAGUUUCUAAGGCACAGGUGGGCAGCCUGCACCCGGUGGGCCACACAUCUCCCUUGAUGUGGCUACCACAAAGCCUUGAAUACUUGCCACCACUAUCACUAACAGAAAAAAACCAGCCGCCAGGCAUUCCUGUAAGUGGGUCAGACAUAGAGUGAUACAGAUAGAACGGUCCUUUGGAAUUCCGCUCUAGGCCCACGCUCUGUGGUUUGGUUGGUGUGUAGGAAUACUGAACACUUUUUAUCCUUCAGCAGUAGGGACUGCACUGUUCAGUGGUGGCAGCAGCAAAAUGGGUGCAGUACAGUGUCAAGAAUGCCUGAUUUUUGAAAUGGUUCUGUAGCAAAGAAUUGUGCGGAUUUCAUCUUGUCUGAGAUGGGGCCUUUGAGAGGCAUGACUUUGCAGUUCUCACAGCCGAAGCUAGUUAAUUAGGCCCAAGCAAGAACACCUCCUUAUCAGUAGAGACUGGUACAAUCAAGGCCACAGGCCUGGGAGGGUUUCGGUAGUAUGUGACCAUUAGGCACGAAAACUCCAGAAACAUUUGAUCAUCUGAAAGCCCCCCUGAUUGGCUAAUUAAUUCUUGGCUGUUGCUAGGGUCUUUCCCAUAAGUAUAGGACUAAAACUGUAGCCUUUGUUCCCCUGGGUUCCAUCAUGCCUAUUGGUGUUGCCUGUGUGGGGUUCCAUUUUCCAUCUGCUAUGCAGGCUAUGCAUCUCUGAGGAGAUAUAGAACCAUGAAGUUAUUCAACUGUUACCUCUUUGUAAGUAUAGAAUAGGCUAGACAGUUUUGUUAGUUUGUUUUGUGUCUGUAACUCUCUGUAUUUUAUCUGGCCCUCUGGGUGUGGGUUUUAAGGAACCAUUUUGCUGUUAUUUUUUUGCACUUAUAUUUUAUUUCAUAAAAUGUACUGCCUUCAAGUCGAUUCCGACUUAUGGCGACCCUAUGAAGGUCACCCAGUGAGCUUCAUGGCUAUGUGGGGAUUCGAACCCUGGUCUCCCAGGUUGUAGUCCAACACCUUAACCACUACACCACACUGGCUCUCAAAGCUACUUCUUAUUUACCAGUGUGUGUUCAUUUCAGGAGGAGUGUCUCUCUGAAUCUGGUACCUUGGCCAUUUGCCCACGGACUACCAUGUAUUUGGUUAUUUGCCUAAGGCUCCAAGACAAGGAGUACAUUUUUGGCUCUUGUCUGUUGGAAUCCUUGGCAGGUCUAUUUUUGGCACUUUGGGUUUCCCCUUGGCCCAGGGUGGUUGACCAGUUUAAGGGGUGGUGGCAGUUGACCUACCUUGCAGGGUUGUUGUUAGCUUACUCAGCCCUAGUAAGGGAGACACUUGAUUGUGCCUUACCAGGAUCAGUUGCCCUGGGUUUGGGGAUUGAGUCCUGGGACUGAACCGGGUCAGGUUUAUGACAGGUUCAUGACACAAGCAGGAAGGCAGGAGCAGAACAGGCUGGCUAUCUAGCUGGGGGUGAGUGGAUGCUGGGUUCCAGCAGAAGGCAGGCUGGCAGACGGUGUGUGUAGGAGCCUUCAUAUAUGUGGGUGUUUUUCUGUGAAUGGAUAUCUGUGUGAGAGUGUGAUCCGAGAAUGAAUGAAGAGAAGACAGGCUGGGGGAGAGUGGAGGGUGGAACAUCCAGAUGGAGGGAGGCUGGCUGGUGAGAGAGAGCCUGUGUGUCUGAGUGAGUGAAUAUUUUUGUGUGUGUGUGUGAGUGAGUGAGUGAGAGAGAGAGAGAGAGAGAGAGAGAGAGAGAGAGAGAGAGAGAGAGAAGUGUUGUCCCUCCCCACACUUUUUUGGGCUCUGGCCCUGCCCACCAUUUGGCACGUGGCCCAUGGCCACUUUUCUCAGAGAAUAUGGCCCUCAACCCCAAAAAGCUUGCUCACCCUCUGCUAAUAGGGAGCAAGCCUAUUCUAUAUCUGUGCAUCCGUCUAUAUUUCAGAAUCAAGAAUUUUAAUGUUGUCAUUCCUGAGUGCAUAGCAUUUUUCUCCAUCUGGUCUGGAGAACCUUUCUCAUUUCUUUUUACAACUCUUUUGAGCUCAUGUGAUGGAACCAAAGCUGUGCUUCUAAUUAGUUUACAGUUAAUGUGCUGUAAAGUGUAAUUUUGUACUUACAUCGCAUUUUCAUCUUCAGAGCACUUUGCAAAUACGUAAGUCAUUAAUCUUCUCAGUGCCGCUCUGAGGCGAAUACUCUUUGCCAACUUACUUUCCACAUCUGUGUGUGGGCAGCCCUUUCAAUAUCUGACUUGUCCCAGGGCCAUAGAGCAAAUUAAUAUUAAGGGCUGAGAUUAUAAAACAGCUUUUGUCACUUUGGUUUAUAGGCUCCAUAAUGCCAUUAUGUAUAGGGACUUCCAUUAAAUGAUGCCUUACAUUCCUGCUAGCAACACCUGGUGAGAUUUUUGUAUAGCUACACAUUUGGAACAUUAUUUCUUUUCGUGCAACAUUUUGCUUUGCAAUAUCAUCAAAUGCUGAGAUCCUUUCCUACUGCUGCUUUUAUGGUAGUUCCUUAGUGACUUCCAGUGCUCCCUCUUGGUCUCUGUGAUUCACAUGUCUCUCUUAGAUCAAACUAGAUGUUUCUGGGAAGAGUGUGAUCAGUCUCUGAAAGGGUUUUUAAUGAACUUUGACUGCAGUCAAGAAAAGAGUGGACGAAGGACAGGGGAUGGGAUACUUUCCUUUCCUGCAGUUAGUCUGCUCAAAAUUUAUUUCCCCAGUUGCUUUUCUCCCCGUGAGGGAAAAAUAUCUGGGGAUUCAUCUAUGCAGGCAGUUGUAUAACUUCUGUUGAUGAAUUGCUGGUUUGUGUUGUUCAUUGGUGCUUUCUGUAGGAUUGAACUGCAUGAGGGAGUUCCCUGUGGAGAACUCCUUCAGGCACUCAAACUGAACAGGAUUGAAAAACCCCUCAUCAGCUGGGUGUGGGGGUUCAGUCCUCCUUUCUGCAGGCUUUGGGUGCACAAAGCACAUUUCAAGAACCAGCACCUCAUUUAAAAAAAAAAAGGCACUGCAUUUAGGGCAAAUGCUUUGGUGGUUCACCAUUAUUUCUGGUCUCCAAUUAUCCUGUCCCUCUAAAGUCAUCUGGCACAUACCAGUCAGAAGAGGCGAAAUGUGGCCUGACAUCACACUGGACUGUGGAGUUGUUCACAAGCAGUGUGAAUCCCUCUCCUCUUGCAUCUGAGUUAUGGAAGACAGAGAAGGGCUAUUUUUCUCCUAAGCAGCAGUAGCAAGACGGUAAGCUUGCUUGAGAGAUACUGUGCUGAAGCCUGAUCGGACUGUUUUGGCUAAGACAGGGUUGUUAAUAUCUUCUGUCAGCAAUUACUUAGGACAAAGCUGCUUUGUCAAAGUUAAUAGUUGCCUAAAAAAAAGCAAUAGUGAUUUACUAACAAGAGAAUUAAGUUCUCUUUCAUUUUCCUUCCUUUGCUGCUAUUGUCUUAUUGCCCUUAGCAAGAGCUGCCUUUCACCAAAGGGAGUUGGGGUCUGCAGUUGUGUUCUCAUUGACUCAAAGAUAACAUUCUUGGGUGAGAAGUUGUGUAUCUUGAUCUGAUAAUGCACAUAAGGUCUUGAAAAUGACAUUGUAUAUGAGUUAGUUUAGAUGGAACUACAAAAUGAUUAGGGUGAACAAGGGAGUAUAAGUAUCUAUUUGAGUAAAAAAGGCUUCUCCAACCUGGUGCCCUCCAGGUGUUUUGAACUACAACUCUCAUCAUUCUGACAUUUGGCCAUGCUGGUUGGGGUUGGUGGGCAUUGUACUUCAAACCUUCUGGAGGGCACUGGGUUGGGGGAAGGCAGGCUACCUCUAAUACCUCUAGAGAAGAAACUGAUAAUUUGCUUAAAGUUCAGAAAACAAGUAAGAAGAAGCCAAAGAGUUAUCUACACUAUACACUUACAUUGGUUUUAUACUAGUAGACUAGCAAUAGUUUUCCCAAAAAAAUAUUGGGAAUGAAAAUAUGCUGAGGGUAUUCAGAUCCCUAAUUCCCUUCCCAAAACUAGUCCCUAGGAUUUACUGGGGAAACCAAAUGACUUAACAGCAAUCCUGUGCAUGUCUACGCAGCAGUAAGUCCCAUAGAGUUCAAUGGGACUUACUAGGGAUGGGGGAAUCUGUCAGUUUGGUUUCUUAUUUUUCCCAUCUUAAAUUCAGUUCAACACAUUUCCACAUCAGUUUGCCAGGUGUUUACACAGUGGCUGCCUGAGUUAAUAUUUGAACUGAUUAUAUUUCGAAGACUCAAUUGUCUUCGGAGUGUGUGUGGUUUUAUGUGUAUAUGUUUGUCAAUAAUGAUGGAGAUGUUUGUGCUACUUUCCUUGAGUGAGUUUUUUUGGAUAACGUAUAUGAAUGAAAACAUUGAGAUAAAUAAAACAGAUUUUGAAUAA
Rhineura floridana is the source of this 8266-nucleotide messenger RNA. RefSeq names its product solute carrier family 46 member 3 (gene SLC46A3). The transcript is spliced from 6 exons. Bases 624 to 2009 code for a protein of 461 amino acids. The record is from RefSeq and is a predicted model, not a curated record. Gene Ontology annotation, molecular function: transmembrane transporter activity. Gene Ontology annotation, biological process: vacuolar transmembrane transport. NCBI's taxonomy places the organism in Eukaryota, Metazoa, Chordata, Lepidosauria, Squamata, Rhineuridae. Gene Ontology annotation, cellular component: lysosomal membrane.